Messenger RNA from Tachysurus vachellii, 4704 nucleotides. Its product is annotated as NACHT, LRR and PYD domains-containing protein 12-like. The record is from RefSeq and is a predicted model, not a curated record. Gene Ontology annotation, molecular function: protein binding. NCBI's taxonomy places the organism in Eukaryota, Metazoa, Chordata, Actinopteri, Siluriformes, Bagridae. The transcript has 10 exons. The coding region runs from base 217 to 3147 and encodes 976 amino acids.
AUCUAAAGCUCUAAUAUAUAAACACACUGAAGUGACACUAGAUGCAGAAGAGUUUUGUGGGUUUGUACUGAAGCUUUAAUGUACACAGGUUGUUUUAUAACUUGAUAGCGUGACUAUUUCCUGUAAGUGAACUCUGUGCUGAUUCAGGGUUUAAUUUAACACACCGAUGUUGGAGUGAAGUAAACGUGUGUCCUGCUGUAAUCUGGAGAAGGAGACAUGACCUCCAACAUGAGUGUGUCUGGAAAACAGGACUUAAAGAAAGACGAGAGAAUGAUGGAGGGAAAGAGAUCAGACUCACCAGAACCCAGCUGUGUGUCCAUGAAGAGUGACGCGUCAAUAGGACAUCCAAUUCACUUCAGAGCCAGAGACAGUUCUACUGAUGUGAGACCACAAAAAUCAAACAUCAGCACAAAUCAGCUGGACUCUAUAUUCAAGGAGCUGGAACACAAAGUCAUCACUCUGAUAAAGAAUGAGCUGAAGAGGUUUAGGAAGCUCCUGAGUCCAGAUUACCCAGCAUGCACUGAGAGGGAGGUGGAGGAUGAGAAGGAUCUGCACAGUGUCAGAGAGGGAGCGCUGAAGAUCACACUGCACGUCCUGAAGAACAUGAACCACACAGAUCUCGCUAACACACUGCACAACAAACUCGCCUCUGUGUAUCAGCCAAUGCUGAAGUCCAAGCUGAGAGAGAAGUUUAAAAGAAUUAAUGAAGGAAUCUCACAGCAUGGAAGCUCAGCACUUCUGAAUGAGAUCUACACUGAGCUCUACAUCACAGAGGGUUGGAGUGGAGACAUCAAUAAUGAACAUGAAGUGAGACAGAUUGAGGCAGCGUCCAGGAGACCAGCAACACAGGAGAAACCCAUCAAAUGUAAUGAGAUCUUUAAAGACAUGUCCAUCAGAACUGUGCUGACUAAAGGAGUUGCUGGAAUUGGAAAAACAGUCUCUGUGCAGAAGUUCAUUCUGGACUGGGCUGAAGGAAAAGUAAAUCAGGACGUCUUCUUCAUGUUUCCACUUCCCUUUAGAGAGCUGAAUCUGAUGAAGCAGCAAAAUCUCAGUGUGAUGAAACUUCUUCAUCACUUUUUCCCAGAAAUAAGAAAACUAGAAUCAAUAGACUGUGACUCCUACAAAGUGGUGUUGAUCUUUGAUGGUCUGGAUGAGUGUCGACUUCCUCUAAAUUUCCAGAAGAAUGAGAUAUUGUGUGAUGUGACAGAGUCAGUCUCAGUGGAUGUGCUGCUGACGAACCUCAUCAAGGGGAAUCUGCUUCCCUCUGCUCUCCUCUGGAUAACCACAAGACCAGGAGCAGCCAAUCAGAUCCCUCCUGAGUGUGUAGACCAGGUAACAGAGGUACGAGGCUUCAGUGAUCCUCAGAAAGAGGAGUACUUCAGGAAGAGGAUCAGUGAUCAGAGACUGACCAAUAAAAUCAUCACUCACCUGAAGUCUUCAAGAAGCCUCUACAUCAUGUGCCACAUCCCAGUCUUCUGCUGGAUCUCAGCCACUGUUCUAGAGAGAAUGUUGGGUGAAGCAGAGAGUGGAGACAUCCCUAAGACUCUGACUCAAAUGUUCACACACUUCCUGAUCUUUCAGAUCAAACACAAGGACCAAAAGUACCAUCAGAAAUGUGACCCUGAUCCUCAGCAGACCAGAGAGAGUAUCAUGGCACUGGGAAAACUGGCUUUCCAGCAGCUGGAGAAAGGAAACCUGAUCUUCUAUGAGGAAGACCUGAGAGAGUGUGGCAUUGAUGUCAGAGAUGUGUCAGUGUACUCAGGAGUGUGUACCCAGAUCUUCAGAGAGGAGUUUGGUCUUCACCUGGGGAAGGUGUUCAGCUUCAUACAUCUGAGUGUUCAGGAGUUUGUGGCUGCUUUAUAUGUAUUUCUGUAUUUUAUCUCAAAAAAGAGAAAUGUGUUAGUGAAGCAAGAUCUUAAAAGUUUCAUCAGGAAGUUAAACAUGUGUGAUCUCCUCAGGAGUUCAGUGGACCAGGCCUUACAGAGUGAGAAUGGACACCUGGACCUGUUCCUCCGCUUCCUUCUGGGUCUCUCACUGGAGAACAAUCAAACUCUUUUACGAGACUUAAUGCCACAGACAGGAAGCAGAUCUCACAGCAAACAGGAAACAGUGAAGUACAUCAAGGAGAAGAUCAGGGAGAAUCCAUCUCCAGAGAAAUCCAUCAAUCUGUUCCACUGUCUGAAUGAACUGAAUGAUCAUUCUCUAGAGCAGGAAGUACAAACUUACUUGAACAGAGGAGGUAACAGACGUCUCAGUAGAACCAGUCUCUCUCCUGCUCAGUGGUCAGCUCUGGCGUUUGUGUUACUGACCUCAGAACAGGAGCUGGAUGUGUUUAAUUUGAGUGAAUAUGAUCGAUCACAUGAAUGUCUUCUGAGGCUGCUGCCAGUGGUCAAAGCCUCUAGAAGAGCUGUUCUGUGUGUGUGUAAUCUGACAGAGGAAAGCUGUAGAGUUCUGUCCUCAGUUCUCAGCUCAAACUCCUCCAGUCUGAGAGAACUGAACCUGAGGGGCAAUAAACUGCAGGAUUCAGGAGUGAAGCUGCUCUCUGAUGGACUGAAGAAUCCACACUGUACACUGGAGAUACUGAGGCUGCGUUGGUGUAAUCUGACAGAGGAAAGCUGUAGAGUUCUGUCCUCAGUUCUCAGCUCAAACUCCUCCAGUCUGAGAGAUCUGGACCUGAGUCACAAUAAACUGCAGGAUUCAGGAGUGAAGCUGCUCUCUGAUGGACUGAAGAAUCCACACUGUACACUGGAGAUACUGAGUCUGUGUUGGUGUAAUCUGACAGAGGAAAGCUGUAGAGUUCUGUCCUCAGUUCUCAGCUCAAACUCCUCCAGUCUGAGAGAACUGGACCUGAGUGACAAUAAACUGCAGGAUUCAGGAGUGAAGCUGCUCUCUGAUGGACUGAAGAAUCCACACUGUACACUGGAGAUACUGAGGAUGUUUAACUGCAGUAUUACAGAUAAAGGUUGUGCUGCUCUGGCUUCAGCUCUGAGGUCAAACUCCUCAUCACACCUGAGAGAACUGAAUCUGUACAAUAAUAAACCAGGAGAAUCAGGAGUGAAGCUGCUCUCUGAUCUACUGAAGGAUCCACACUGUAAACUGGAGACACUACACAUUAAUGAUAAUAAACUCACCAGGUCUGGUGUAUGACAGGAGUCUCUCCUCAGACCUUUUUUCCAGGAUAAAGCAGUUAUGGUGGUGAAGCGUUAGAACACGUCCCACAUUUCCAGCAGUUUGGGAGCUGAAUCAUUCAUAUUCAGAUGUAGAAGAUCCAUAACAAUAACUGUGACUGAUCACAUCCUUUUAUCCUCUCAGCUACAACUUCACACUUUAACAUAUUUUACAACCCAAAGUCAAAUCCUUCAGCAUCUACACACAACACAGAGAUAUCAUCACAUCAUCACACUGAUUACACAAAUACACAUCCAUGUGUUACAGAUGUUUAGAGAUUAUUUUUACCUCUUUAAUUGGAUCUCAAAUUUGUUUCUCCACAGAUGAUUGACUCACAGUUGUGAUCUUGAUUUAUUUCUUUUCCUUUAAAAGUGUCUUCUUUUUAAACCCUUUUCACCAAACACUUUUAAAAUCUUUAUUAAAAUCCCUUUAAACAAAUAUAAACAUCACUCCCUAAUCCAGCUAUUCCUGAACUCCUUUUGUGUAGUUGAUCUAUUUUUCUUUCAAUUUCUUCUUUCUUAAUUUCCUCAUGACAUUUUAUAUCUUGGUUGCAUCUUGUUUUUAUUUAAUUUAACUUUAUGUUCCUGUCUCCACCACACAUAUUGCUUUAUUUAUUGCAAUUAUUUCUCUAAAUUAAAGGGGUGGUAAAACACGAUUUCACUUUUCUAACUUUAGCUAGUCUGUAAUGUUCCUGUUUGAGCAUAAACAACAUCUGCAAAGUUACAACGUUCAAAGUUUUAAGCAAAGGGAGAUAUUUGCUUUUAAAGAAAUCCAUUUCUAAGGACUACAGCAAACGGCCGGUAUGGACUACACGACAUUCCUCCAGGGUUGCUGACGUCACUAAGCCCAAUAUUUACAUAAACCCCUCCUCCGUGAAUAUUAAAUAAGACUACUGGUAAAGGUAAGGGGUGUGACGUUUCCGAAAAACGUGUACUAGGCGGUUAGCGAAUCACAACACACUGGGCCAGCUAACCAAACUAAGCCCAUUGCUAUUUUUGAGGGACUGGCUUCAUAGAACCCGGAAACCAUCAGACCGUUUUACAAGGAGGGACAGAGCAAUUUUUUAAAAAACGAAGCAUGAACACAUGUUACAGUGCACCCCACAAACACAAUCAAGCCUUCGAAAAAACGUGUUUUACCACCCCUUUAAAAAAAUACUUUUACUUUGAUCCUCCGAUAUUUUGUUAUUUCUGGUUUCUUUCUUUCUUUCUUUCUUUCUUUCUUUCUUUCUCUUUCUCCCAUUCUACAAUAUUUAAUUAAAAAUGCUAAAUUAUAAAUCUAACAUUAUCUUCCUCAUUCAUUUCAUUUCCUUUUUCUUUUUCUAUAAUUUCUCUAAUCUUAAAAUCAUAGUGUUUUUUCUGUAAACUUUCUGUAUUUAGAAUCCAUACACUUUGUCCCCUUUCUACAUUAUUCCAGUCUUAAAAAAUAAAAACUCAUGAUACUCAAACUUGUUUCCUUAUAUCUGAUUUUGUCUGUAAAGUUUUCUACAUUUCUUGUACAUAAAAUAAAGUCAAUCGUUGUCCUGUAAGUUUUUCA